UGUAAAGGUGCAAAGAUAUUGAAACGCAUAAAUCGACGUUAGUCACUUCACCAUGGAAGAGGCAGCCAAGGUUGAAAUCUCUGAACAAGCCUUGACAGAAUUCGACAGGCUUUAUUUUCCGCACUGCUGGACCAAAAGAUAUCCAUUUAACGAAAUUUUGGAGAGACAUAUUCAAUUUUUCAACGAAAAUAGCGAAAGCCUAAAGACACUGGUCAAAUGCGAAUUCAAUGUACCUUACGGAUAUGGGCAAAGAGAACAGUAUGACAUUGUGGGAAUAGAUCUGCCAGAAGAUGCUCCAAUUCUCGUAUACAUUCACGGUGGCUACUGGCAAAUAAAAGAAAUAACCCACAGCAAUCAAAUUUUUAUCGCAAAGGUCCUCCACAAGCAUAAAAUUAAAGUUAUAACUCUAGGAUACGAAUUGUGUCCUAAUGUAACAUUGCCGGAGAUAAUGAACAAGAUAUGUGUUGCAUUUAAAAGAUGCAUCGACUAUGCGAGAAAGAAAAAUUCCAAAGGGAUUUAUUUACUAGGCCACUCCGUUGGAGCGCAGCUAGCCCUAUCAAUUUACACCAAACUGUUUCCGUUAUUGUCCAAAGACGAUCAACAAUUGCUCAAGGGGGUCUUCCUAUCGUGUGGUUUAUAUGAUGUCACGCCCAUCACCAAAACUAUCAUCAAUCAACAGCUUGGACUGGACGAAGAGACCGCUAAGACUAUCAGUCCUGAGCAUAACGUUUUCAGUUCCAGCAAAGCAAUUUUUCACGUCUUAACGGCGGAAAACGAAAGCCCAGCGUUCCUCGAGCAAGGGAAGAAAUUCCACGAGAAGUUGAUCGAAUCAGGAAUUCGCUGCGAAUAUCACCAACUUGAUGGAGUCGAUCAUUUUAACGCCAUCGAACGAAUGAUUGAUGAAGAUUUCGACUUGGUUAAGUUGAUCGUCGAAACUGUUGCGCAGAAUUGCAGCCACGAUUAAAUAAAGAUUAACAGAAUGCCUCAAAAAGGCGUACCUGUUAGAAACAUUCUUUAAGGAUGCUUACAUAUAUAUUGCAGUCUUCCAAUAUCUCUUAGGUUUUGUUGCAAAAGGAAACAAAUAUAACUUAUCGCUUAAAAUAAUACGAAAAUAGCAAGAAAUUAAGAUAAAUAAUGACGAUAAUGUAGCAACAACAGGUUUUGUUAAUCAUUUCUUGAGAUUUCAUAAUCAUUUUUUAAUAAGCAGGACACGGACAUUUUUCAUGACCUAAUAAAAUAAUGUAAAACUGCGGUUCAAAUGUUAGGCAAACGGAAAUACAUAAUUUUCUUUGCUAUUAAAAUUUUUAAUUUGUAAUAUGUUACAUUGCAAAAAAAGGUACACUACGAAUACUAGUGACGCACGUAAGUACACAAAAUAUUAUCUACUUUUAUUAUAAUAUGCAUUUAUAAAAUAAUCCAACAUGAAAAUAACUUUACAAAUUAUAGUGAAGAAUAUUUUUUGACUGAAACAGUUUCAGUCAAACUCGGAAGAAGGCAACAGGAUGAUUGGCGAAACCUUAUCUAGUUUGAUUCAACAAAAACCGACGCAGGAGAAAUCCAGAAGUUUUAUAAAAAGUAUUACAGUAGCCUCUGGAAAUUUCUUUGAAAAAUUAGCAUUUUAAUUAUUGAUUUCGCCGCUAGAGGAUGCUGAUACUAUUUCUAGUUUCCUUACAAAGCGUUAUUAUCCAAUUAUUGAUUAAUACAUGCACGGCUAGUGCUGGAUGCGACUUUAUUUUGAAUUAGAUUUCGGGUUUAUUAAGUUAAUAUUUAGCUACGGAUACCGUAGGUACCGACCGAUACUCCUAAGUAGGUAACAAACGUUGUGGUUGGCUAUAUAACAACUGUGCCACCAAAGUCCGCCUCUGUAACUUAUUAUUUCUAAACCCGAUAAAACUUUCACAAGCAAAUAUACUGUCCGGCACGGACGAUCGAUUAAGCACCACACAAGCGUUGUCCAUUAUCGAGUGGAAAACAUGAACGAUUUGGAAAAGUUGUACUCCCCAAGCAAAUGGAGUAAACGAUUGAGCAGCGACGUAAUAAUCACUAAACACCUCGACCUUUUAAAUUGUGGUAAGAUGUAUUUGCCGUCAACACAUUAGGUUCAGGUCAAAACGUCACCAACACCUUUAAAUAAAAUAUACCCAACAAAAUAAAUUUAUCAUACUUUACAUUACUUGAAGUAAGCUCUGUGCGCAUGCUCAUAAGAUAAAUUCCUGUAAUGUUCCUUUAACUUAACUUUAAAGCCGACCUAUAGCAAGUGAAAAGACAAGAAAGAGCAUACCAUGUGCACUAGGAAAUCAGUAUGGCUUAGAAGAAAGAGAGCAGUAUGAUAUAUUUGGAACGGAUUUACCAAAUGAUGCCCCCAUAUUUAUUUUCAUCCAUGGUGGCUACUA
This is a messenger RNA of Cylas formicarius (sweet potato weevil), 2393 nucleotides long. Its product is annotated as kynurenine formamidase. Gene Ontology annotation, molecular function: hydrolase activity. The coding region runs from base 53 to 964 and encodes 303 amino acids. The record is from RefSeq and is a predicted model, not a curated record. The transcript has 6 exons. Lineage: Eukaryota; Metazoa; Arthropoda; Insecta; Coleoptera; Brentidae.